CUGCAGAAAGCAGGUGCUGGACUUACCUCCGAUCUACCGCUACCAGAACCGGAAGUCACAAUGGAAGAGGAACUGCUCAAAGAAAACAACUUCAUAGAACUUCCUGACGACAGUCAACUGAUCAGAGGCACGCAGAAUAUUGCAGACCUUGGAAAGGAAGUGGACAACACGGCUCCGUACGUUUGCAUCAUAGCAGCAGCCGUUGCCAAAAAAUACUCAAUAAGCACUUGGUCAUCUGAUCUAGUCGAUUAUGUUCUUACGGGCGGCCUGGCAUUGUACGAACUCGCCAACGUGAGGUUCGAACAGGCUCCCAAAUUUGAGAUCCCAAAAAUAUCGCUAGGGAAAGAUAAUUAUAGGGUGUUCGUGGACUACCUGUUCGAUGGUCAAUUUUCUGACAUCGGUGUGGAGAAAGCGCUCGCCCAUAGGUUAUUCUCAAAAUACGAGAUUGGGUUGAUCGUCACCUCGUACUAUUCGUGUGCUGUAUUUUUUAAAAAUCACCUGUACUACCUCUUCGACUCCUACGGUAACAACGAGGUGGGACUGAGCGAAGGUCCGCAUAACAAGGGCAUGGCCAUGUUCGCCAGGUUCAAGAAUCUGGAGCACCUGGUCAAGCGAAUCGUUUACAACAAGACCAAAAGGGAAAUGGCGGAAUCGUUUAAGUUUUCCGAUUUCAUAUUGUUCUCUAUCAAAGUGGAAACUAUAAGACAGGAAGCACUUCGCGCUAAGGGUUCCGAAGUGAUGGCCUCCGAAGGCGGUGAAGACGGAAUGGGUGAAGAUGAGAAUGUUGUAGUAAAACCUGAAGUGAAGGAAUCCGAAGUACUGCCAGAACCAAGAAAUGUUGUAGGGUGAGACAGAAUUA
This is a messenger RNA of Agrilus planipennis (emerald ash borer), 859 nucleotides long. RefSeq lists its product as uncharacterized. The record is from RefSeq and is a predicted model, not a curated record. The transcript has 2 exons. The coding region runs from base 61 to 849 and encodes 262 amino acids. Lineage: Eukaryota; Metazoa; Arthropoda; Insecta; Coleoptera; Buprestidae.